This is a messenger RNA of Triticum turgidum subsp. durum (durum wheat), 1350 nucleotides long. Lineage: Eukaryota; Viridiplantae; Streptophyta; Magnoliopsida; Poales; Poaceae. The record is from the annotation of a GenBank genome assembly.
AUGGCAAGGAGUUGGUUUUGGAAUUUGACGGGCCUCCAGCAUCUCUACCUUGCUGAAACUCAACUAUAUGGUCAAGCUUCUGAUGCACUGGCACAUAUGACGUCCCUCCAAGUCCUUGAUUUGUCAUCUAUUAACAUGGUGAUGAUGACUACAAGCUUCAGAAACCUAUGCAAUAUGAGAAUCCUGGACCUUUCUGCCUGUCAAAUUGUUGGAAAUAUAAAGGAUAUUGUAGGGAGGAUGCCCCAGUGUCCCUUGAAGAAACUGCAGGAGUUGCAUUUGGGCUACAACAAUAUCAGUGGAAUCAUGCCGAAUCGGACAGCACACUUGAGCAGCCUAGUCGUUCUUGACAUCUCUGGGAACAACCUAAGUGGAGGCAUACCACGAGGGGUGGGGCUCCUCUCUAGUUUAAGCAGCCUUGAUCUCUCUUCCAACUAUCUCAGUGGACCUGUGCCAUCUGAGAUUGGUAUGCUUGGCAAUUUAACCAUGAUGGAUCUCGGAGGCAACAACUUGAGUGGUGACUUCACUGAAGAACAUUUUACAAGUCUAACUAGGUUAAAGGAUUUGGGUUUAAGUGGGAAUUCAUUGAGGAUUACAGUUGGUACCGAUUGGAUACCGCCCUUCGUUUCCAGCAUGGUUUCAGUUCCAAGAGGACAUUCGCUGGAUGGAUAUAUCAAGCACAGUUUUUCCGGAAGGUUGCCAUUGUGGAUUAGAGAUCUGGUUGAAUUACGAUUUCUACGUCUAAGCCAGAAUAUGUUUUUUGGAGAAAUCACCGCCACCAUCUCAAAUCUUAGUCGUCUUCACCAUCUGAACCUAGCAGGCAAUGGCUUAUCAGGUGCCAUACCGUGGCAUCUGUCAAAUGUGACGGCCAUGACAAGAAAGUAUGUAAAGGAUUAUAAGGUUGACUCAAAUUAUGGUGAUUACUCGACUGUGAUCCGUACAUAUAAUUUUUCCUCUGUGGUCAUCAAGGGACAUCAACUUGACUAUGGUAUUGGCAUUUGGGAUUUGGUGAGCAUUGACCUAUCUUUCAACCAAUUAACUGGGAGAAUACCAGAAGAAAUAGCUGCUCUUGAUGGGUUGAUAAACUUGAAUCUAUCAUGGAACCAAUUGAGUGGGAAAAUACCAAAUAAGCUUGGGGCCUUGCAUGCUCUGGAAUCACUUGACCUCUCAAGGAACAUGCUUUCUGGUGGAAUCCCUCCAAGCCUGUCAGAUUUAAACUAUUUGAGCUACAUGGACUUGUCUGAUAACAAUCUAACAGGGAGAAUAACAUCAGGUCGUCAGCUUGACACCCUCUACACAGAGGAACCAUCCAUGUAUAGUGGCAACAGUGGUCUUUGUGGCCCUCCUCUUUGA